Orbilia oligospora ATCC 24927 is the source of this 1047-nucleotide messenger RNA. RefSeq lists its product as uncharacterized. The transcript is spliced from 4 exons. The record is from RefSeq and is a predicted model, not a curated record. NCBI's taxonomy places the organism in Eukaryota, Fungi, Ascomycota, Orbiliomycetes, Orbiliales, Orbiliaceae. Bases 1 to 1047 code for a protein of 348 amino acids. Gene Ontology annotation, molecular function: oxidoreductase activity, acting on the CH-OH group of donors, NAD or NADP as acceptor.
AUGGCACCAGCAGAUCAAACUAUUCUUAUCACCGGAGCAUCAGGCUUCGUCGGCUCUGGAGUCGUGCUCGGAAUCCUCAAAGCCGGCUAUAAAGUCCGCCUAACAAUCAGAGACCCCGCACAAGAAGAAUGGCUCAAAAAGGUGUUCGGGCACGAAGGACAAGUCACUUUCGUCGUCGUUCCGGAUUUUCUAAAAGCCGGUGCAUUCGAUGAAGUUGUCAAGGGUGUUGACUUCGUAGUUCAUACCGCGAGUCCUAUUCCUACGCCGGAGCUGCUGCAACCAUGGAAGGAAAAUUAUAUCGACCCAGCGGUUAUACCCACACAAUCCCUUCUCGAAUCCGCCACGAAGGAGCCAAAGAUCAAAAAGGUUGUUAUCACUAGUUCAUCUAUCUCCUUUGUUCCGCUAGAUCGUUCCCUUCUCGGAGAAAGCCGAACAGCCAGUGAAAAAUCUGGCAACCCUUCAGUAGGGCCCCUCGAUGAAUUCUCCAAGGUCGAUUUCGGCUUCCCCUUCGGUGCCUACCACGCUUCCAAAAUCGCUGGCGAUUUAGCAACCUGGGAAUUCCACUCAUCCAAAAAACCGCACUAUUCAAUCGUCAGCAUCCACCCCGACUUCGUCUACGGUGCUAUCCCCGUUCUCAAAUCCGUCAAGGAUAUUGACAAUCAUCACACCACUUCUGCCAUCCUCUGGCGCGAAUACAACGGUAUCGAUGGUCUACUCAGAUUCCAAGAUGUUGAUCAUUCAGUCCAUGUCGAAGAUGUAGCCGAAGCCCACGUGAAGGCUCUUAGCGAUGAUGUUAAAGAUGGUGAAAGGUUUUUGUUGUCUGCUGGGGAGUUUAAGUGGGAUGAUCUGUUGAAGCAUGCGCAGGAGAAGUACCCAGAAUUAGGAUUUAAGUUGAAUACCAUUCCCAGUUGGAAGGAUGGGUGGACUGCGACUUAUUUCAAGUUGGAUGCAAGCAAGGCGGAGAAGGAGCUGGGGAUUAAGUAUAAAGAUAUCUACCAACAGUUUGAUGAUUUGGUGGAUCAUAUCAAGACACUACCCAAAGAAUAG